Messenger RNA from Arabidopsis thaliana (thale cress), 2566 nucleotides. Its product is annotated as zinc ion binding/nucleic acid binding protein. The transcript has 7 exons. Lineage: Eukaryota; Viridiplantae; Streptophyta; Magnoliopsida; Brassicales; Brassicaceae. The record is from RefSeq and is marked reviewed. Bases 47 to 2347 code for a protein of 766 amino acids. Gene Ontology annotation, biological process: rescue of stalled cytosolic ribosome. Gene Ontology annotation, molecular function: ubiquitin protein ligase activity. Gene Ontology annotation, cellular component: cytoplasm.
AUCUCUCUCUGGGUUUCUCCUGAGAAAAUCGUUGGAGUUAGAAACCAUGGAUGAUAGUUGCGCCGUUUGCGCGGAGAAUCUCGAAUGGGUUGGUUACGGAUCUUGUGGUCACAGAGAGGUUUGCUCUACUUGCGUUGUUCGUCUUCGUUUCAUACUCAAUGAUCGUCGAUGCUGUAUCUGCAAAACCGAAUGCCCCGUCGUCUUUGUCACAAAGGCUUUGGGUGAUUAUACAAAGACGAUUAGUGAUUUCUCGACUACUUUCCCAUCAGUACCAAAGGAAGGUCGAGUAGGAUCCUUCUGGUAUCAUGAAGAAACCAAUGUUUACUUUGAUGACUUGAACCAUUACACAAGGAUUAAAGCAAUGUGCAGGCUCUCUUGCAAUUUGUGUAACGAUACAAACAAGACUCGACCAAAGAAAGAGCCUAACCAUUGUGUUCGGUUUAAGAGCGUUGAACACUUGAAAGAUCAUUUAAAUCAUCAGCACAAAUUGCAUAUGUGCAGUUUAUGUCUUGUAGGUCGUAAGGUUUUCAUUUGUGAACAAAAGUUGUUUACUAAGGGACAGCUGAACCAACAUAUAAGUAGUGGUGACUCGGAAGUUGAUGGAAGUGAGAGUGAAAGAGGAGGUUUCACUGGUCAUCCUAUGUGUGAGUUCUGUAAAAGACCAUUCUAUGGUGAUAAUGAGCUAUACACUCAUAUGUCUAGAGAGCACUACACUUGUCAUAUAUGCCAAAGGCUGAAGCCUGGACAAUAUGAAUAUUAUGGAAACUAUGAUGAUCUUGAGGUUCAUUUCCGAAGUGACCAUUUCCUAUGUGAAGACGAAACCUGCCUUGCUAAGAAGUUCAUAGUUUUCCAAAUCGAAGCUGAGCUAAAAAGGCAUAAUGCUAUUGACCAUGGAGGUAGAAUGUCUCGGUCUCAACAAAAUGCAUCACUACAGAUACAAGCCAGUUUCCAAUACCCGAACAGUCGCCGUGGAAGACGCCGAUCUUCUCUUCGUGAGCCUAAUCUUGUGCUUCUGGAAUCUCAAGCAUCUUAUGCCUUUAACGACGAUAAUAAUCUUCCUCAACAUGUGGGACGCUCUGGAAAUUCACGUCUUGGAGAAUCUUCUUUUCCUCCACUCUCUGUGCAAGCAAACCAAGGCCAAUCAAGAUUUGGACAGAACUCAGAGAGUUUAGUUAGUAACACCACGACUACUCGUCAAAGACAUCGUGCAAACCAAGGCCAAUCAAGAUUUGGACAGAAUUCAGAGAGUUUAGUUAGUAACACCACGACUACUCGUCAAAGACAUCAAACAAAUAGAAGUGCAACUUCUGGUUCUUCUCAAGCUUGGCCAGCACUAAACCGAGGCCCGGCAGAAAUAUCAAUUACAAGCAGGGUACAAUCUUCUGGUGCUUCUGCUCAAUCUCAAUCUAGGCACCAUGACAGAGUUGAAAGUACUAGAACUCUUGCUUCUGCAGUUCCACAAGAUGCUCGUACCACAGUUGGUGGAUGCUCAUCUGGUUCUUCUCUGAGUUCCGCCAAUGCAACAAAGAGGAAUAAUCAUCACUCGUCUUCAACCCCUAAAAUGUCUGAAACAAGAUCACUGGCGCAGCCUUCUCAUUCUGAUUCUCCUCAAAUUUCCGCUGUGAAAAAUCGCAGGUCAUCAUCCACCAGUGCAAAUGCAGGGAACAUUCAAGUAGCGCAAGGUGUUUCUGAUGUACAGUCUGACAAUAAAAGUUUGGUUGAAAAAAUACAUGCCAGCCUUGGACACGAUGAAGAGUUAUUCAUGGCCUUCAAGAAUACAUCAGGAAAGUAUCGUCAUGGUUCCAUCGAUGCCAGAACUUACUUGGAAUAUGUGAAAGGUUAUGGUUUGUCUCACUUAGUUCUGGAUAUGGCUAGACUCUGCCCGGACCCUCAGAGGCAGAAGGAACUCAUUGAUACCCACAACGCCUGCUUGAAAGGAGGAAAUAAAGGGAAAGCUGUGAAGGUUGAAAGUAGCAGUGACUCCAAGGGGGAUAGAUUUGUUGAUACAGUGAGGAAGUUACAAUUCUCUGACAAAUCUCAGGACAAAGACAAAGAUAAGGAUGCAUACCGUUCAGAUAAAGGCAAAACAAAAGUGACGACGUUGGUGAAUUCUUCAUCGGCUGGAGUGGGAUUAGGUGACACAGGCAAGCAACCUAAGAAAACUUCAAAGUUUCUCAGAACACGUCUAGGAGAGAAAUCAAUGGCUGCAGUACUAGAUCUUAGGAAUUCUAACCCAGAGCCUGAACCAGAACCUAAGAACGAUAACUCCAAAAGGAGCCAGAACUCUCCCGGUGGAUUGCCACUUCGUGGUGCUUGGAAGAGAGGAAGUGCAAAACUCUUCGUCUAGUAAAAAGAUUUUUUUGCACAGAUGAACCAAGUCUAAGGAUCAAAUAGUCAUAUAGUGUUCGUGUCUUUUGAUGUAAUGACUAGCUUAAGUUAUCAGAUAUUUUUUUAUGAGCAUUUAUGUUCGAUCCUUGUUGAUAUUAAAAUAAAAGGCCUCUCAUUAAGCUUUUGAAAAGCAAUAAACACAACAACUAGAGAGGAGAUGGAGGAUUCCAGUGAGGAA